GUAAAAUUUUUACAGUAUAGUUAUUUUGUAUUUUAGGUUUCCUCCAAACUGAGAACCAAAUGCAAAUUAUGGAACAAUUAACUAAACCUUCAUCUCAUAAAGGAGACUAUAUAAGCAGAUGCAGUGAGGGAAAAAUAUUAAGGAAAUAUAAAGAAGGUCAGAAUGGCCAAGAAUGUUACAAGUGUGAAAUUUGUUUUAAGCAGGUUACUACUGUAUUUAGUUUGAAACGACAUAUGCGAUUGCAUACUGGAGAAAAACCUUACAAGUGUGAAAUUUGUUUUAAGCAGUUUAUACAGAAAAGUGCUUUGGGUGAACAUACGAAGGUUCACAAUGGAGAAAAGCCAUACAAGUGCCAAAUUUGUUUUCAGCGGUUUUCGCAGCAAGGUACUUUAAAAAGACAUUUAAGAUCGCACACUGAAGAAAAACCUUACAAGUGUGAAAUUUGUUUUAAGAAUUUUAGCGAAUCAGGUGAUUUAAAAAGACACUUGAGAGUGCACACUGGAGAAAAACCAUACAAGUGUAAAAUUUGUUUAAAGCAAUUUAUUCAAACAAGCGAUUUGAAAAAACAUUUGAGAGUGCACACUGGAGAAAAACCUCACAAGUGUGAAAUUUGUUCCAAGCAGUUUACUCAAGCAGGUUCUUUGAAAAUACAUUUGAGAUUGCACACUGGUGAAAAGUCUUACAAGUGUGAAAUUUGUUUUAAGCAGUUUAGUCAAGCAGGUGAUUUGAAAAAGCAUUUGAGAGUGCACACUGGUGAAAAGCCUUACAAGUGUGAAAUUUGUUUUAAGCAGUUUAAUAGAGCAGAUCAUUUGAAAAAGCAUUUGCGAACGCACACAGUAGAAAAGCCAUAGAAAUGUGAAAUUUGUUUUAAGCAGUGUAAUGUAUUAGCAGAGACUUUAAAAAUACAUUUGAGAACACAUACUGGUGAAAAACCUUACAAGUGUGAAAUUUGUUUUAAAGGUUUUUCUGAUCAAGAAAUUUAUAAUUUGGGGAAAAUCUUCCAUCUUUGUUGUAUUAUAUUGUUUCCUCUUAAAAAAGAAGUGAUAAGAGUGAUUAGGAAAACUCUUACCAGUACCAGUGUAGAUUGUGUAGGGUAGAGUGGGCCACUAUGAGACAGUUAAAGUAUUUAAAUGUAGCGGGGCUUGACAGGUGCUGCACUUUAUGAGCAGUUCUAUGAAUUUCAUCUUUACCCCUAACGUGCCACAGCUUUGACAUAUGAUGUUUGGUGUCAGUUGUCAAUUAGGGAUUCCAAUGAACUGUCAGUGGUGGUCGGUGGAUGGCUAAACCACAGAUUAUAUAUUCUGUGGCUAAACUGACAUGCCCAUAGACAUAGUUAAGGGGGGUGGUCAUGGCGUAUCUAAUGUUUACAUUGAAUAUUGACAAAUUUGUAAAGAAUAUCCUGUUUGGUUUUGUUUUUUUGUUAAUUGUGUAGCGAAAUUUGUGAAAUUGUGAUAGCAAAUUAAAUAUGAAGUGGUUUAAACAUUGGAUACGCCUAUAGGGCUUUUCAUUCACAGUCAUUUGUUUCGAGCUUCUGUCAUGUGUCACAUAAUAUUAAUAUAUCUACGUCAUACGUUAUUGAUAUAUACCAAUGAUACAAACCAAAGACGUAUGGCGUAGAUAUAUUAAUAUUAUGUGACACAUGACAGA
Messenger RNA from Diabrotica virgifera virgifera (western corn rootworm), 1647 nucleotides. RefSeq names its product zinc finger protein 239-like. Lineage: Eukaryota; Metazoa; Arthropoda; Insecta; Coleoptera; Chrysomelidae. The record is from RefSeq and is a predicted model, not a curated record. Gene Ontology annotation, biological process: regulation of transcription by RNA polymerase II. Gene Ontology annotation, molecular function: RNA polymerase II cis-regulatory region sequence-specific DNA binding; DNA-binding transcription factor activity. Bases 60 to 851 code for a protein of 263 amino acids. The transcript has a single exon.